AUGUCUUCGAAACCGAGUGAGUUGGAUGCUGCAACUCAAGAGAAGGUCGUCGAUUUGUUCGAUAACGAAGCGAUCUGGGACGCUGACGACACGGACAGAUACAUCGUCCAGAUUUUCCACGAACUUGAGGCUGCGGGUGCGAGUAUUGCAACUCUCAAGGAUCUAGGAUGGAAUACAUUGCUACACACAGCGUCGCUCUGGAAUCGCCCCAAGAUCAUGGAGGAGCUCAUUCGACGAGGAGCUCCAUUAAACGAGAAGAACAAGAAUGGUCAUACGCCACUGGAUCUGGCCAUGCAUUGGGGACACUUUGACAUGGGACAACAACUCCGACACUAUGGAGGCAAACAUACCUGCGAGAAAGAACGCGACAUCGCCAUUUCGCAACGAGAUUUAACUCAGCAGCAACUUAAGAACUUCGAGUUAGAGUACGAACACAUGGUCGUGUCCCUCAAACACGCCAAACAGGAGCGUGAGCAGCUUCGAAUCGAACGAGAUCGCCUUGUAGUUCUACGUGCUCAAGUUGUAGAAGACUGUGUGUCACUGACCAAGCAGGUCGAGGCCUGUCGAAGUGUUAUAUCCUGUCUCACUAAAGAGAGUGACGAGUUGCAUAUUCAAGCUGCACACCUUCAAAGUGAACUCAUUUGCGAGCAGACAGCUCGAAACAACGCGGUGCAGAGCUGGAAAAUGGUCGAGACAGUCAUUGUCGACUUGCAGCAGAUGCAGGAAGAGUGUCGAGAGCGUGAAGAAGAGGCCUUGAGACUGCGUAAUGAAGCCAUUCAUGAUCGAGAUGUAGCACGAGAGCGAGCAAAAGAAGCUCAACUGGACCAAGGAAUCGCUAAACAAAACCAGAUGGAGAUGCAGCGAGAACGCGAUCAAGCGAUUGAGCGCGUACUUCAGAACGAAUCGGAAGUUACACAUGAUAAAGAAAAAUGGAGGAAGCUGACGGCAAAAAUUGAGUUAGAACGACGGAAUAUUCAGAUCGAGAUCGACCGACAGACGGAGAUUUUACGAUGUGAGAAUGAAAAACUGGAGAAGACAACGGCAACGCUCAAUGUUGCUAUCACGCGACAAAAAGUAGACAUUGAACGGAGUCAGCUGACGAUUUUAACGCUGGAAAAGCAAGAACAAGUGGAUACACUAAUAAAGGAAAGACGGCAGGAAUACAAAGCUUGGCGAGCCCAGAUGGAGAUUAAGAUGCAGCUAGAAUUAGCUAGCGAUCUCAAGAGGGUACUGGGAGCGAUUAUUACGACGUGGAAAUCUCUUCAAAGCUGUCAACAACACAUGACAACGUUGAGUGUUUCUGCAGCGAAACCCCGUGCGUCUUCACCCUCUCGCACUCCUGCGAUCAUGUCGACUAUCUUUCAGAGCCAACGACCCCAUACAAGUGCAACAGGCAACUCGCAAGGAUUGCUACCGUUUAUUCAGGAAGCUCCUCUAACGGGGUUAAAAGGAUCGAGCUCUACUUCUGCAAUUAUUGGCCAUUGUGCAGAAGCUGAAGCAUCUCUUCAAGAACUGACGAAUGGAAUGGCGUCGGAGCAGGUCGUACAGCUCUGUACAUUCGUUCAAAUCUUCGUAGAAGAUGUGACGGCAUACAUUUCAGCUAAUUUGAAGCGUCUCAGGAGGCGAGCACUAGCUCAAGACAAGAUGAUAGAGCGAAAGGGUGAACUUAUCCAACGAUUCACACAUCAUCGUGAAGAGAAAGCAAAACACCGAAGCCCCGCUCGAUACCGGGAGUGCUCCGUAAGACCACUGCUUUAA
Molecule: messenger RNA, 1758 nt
Organism: Phytophthora infestans T30-4
Lineage: Eukaryota; Oomycota; Peronosporomycetes; Peronosporales; Peronosporaceae
Exons: 4
Coding region: 1-1758 (585 amino acids)
Molecular function (GO): protein binding
Source: RefSeq, a predicted model, not a curated record